GAAACCAUCAUGCAGAAAGUUUAUAUUUCCUUGCUGGUCAUUCUAUCAGCUGUUGCUGUGCGUUCUGGACAUGAUGGUGAUUGGUGUGAAGAUUGUCGACCAUGUCCGCGUGAGGCUAUAAUUUGUCCUAAGGGCACACAUCCUGGAUACGCUGAUCCUUGCCAAUGUUGUCUAUCUUGUGUAAUCAGCGAAGGAGACAAGUGUCCUUGGAAAGGCCCUGAACCACCCUCUGGACCUGUUGAAUGUGAAGACGGUACAGAGUGUUGUGAUUGGAGAUGCUCUAGGUAUUGUGACAAGUAAUCAUUGACGACAGAUGCAUUUAUUAUACCGACAUACUUCUAGCUUUAUAAAAAAAAAUGGUGGUGGGUUUUUGGGAUUUGAAUCAGUUGAUUUUUGAAUAAAUUCUGGUUUUCAAGCAUUUUAAUCACUGUUUUUGCUUACCG
Ceutorhynchus assimilis (cabbage seed weevil) is the source of this 443-nucleotide messenger RNA. Lineage: Eukaryota; Metazoa; Arthropoda; Insecta; Coleoptera; Curculionidae. The record is from the annotation of a GenBank genome assembly.